AUGGCUGAUCCUGAGCGUUCAAUUCUGCGUCACCGUGGACCGAAAAAAGACAAAGUCAACUCUUUGACUGGCGGCGCAGAGACGUCAUCUGUUGCUGACCGAGUCGAGGACCACAUCACUGUUGUCGCAACCACUGGCACAGAACCAGAAUCCACCGUCGCUGAACCUCAGGGUGAAGACAGCCGUACCAUUGAGUUUGAAAUAGACGAAGGUUUCACCUUACCGCCAGCACCGCCUAAUACGCCUGCUGAAGCCAAUCUUCCAGUCAUUCGUGACUAUGCCGUCGUCACCGGCCCAAAUGGCGAGGAGUCACUUGUCUGGCUCGCAGCUGCUGACGCUUACCUUGACGGUGUCGAAAUGAUUGAACAGCAGAAGGCUGAGCCAGUGACUUUGGGAACACUCCUGUCUGACGCGUUGACACCCCUUAAUGUCAUCAACACCGUCGUUUACCUCGCUUUGCUGUGCGCCAACGCGAAGUCGAGCAAGCUCAUGUCUCCCGCCAUGCUUUGUGCCCUUGGCCAGGUCAAUGAAAACGAACGCUGGGCUGACUCUGCUGGAGUGGGAACGAUCACCGAGGGACUCUGGAAGACUGUGAUCACUCUCGCCCGUGAUCGCAAUCCUCGUCCAUCCCUCCGACUUCUCGGCUACAACGUCCCUACCGUCGAUAUCUUUGUUGUUUGCUGCGGCGAGCCUGACGAUGUGGUCUUGGACACAGUCAAAGCCGCAUGCAAGAUCGACUGGCCAGCCAAGAAGUUCCGCAUCAUUGUCGCAGACGAUGGAAACUCUCUGAGCCUUCGAAACAAAGUUCAACAAAUGCAGGGAACAUAUACCAACCUUCACUACUACUCUCGAGUGAAGCCAGCCGUUGGACACCAUGGGUACAAGGCAGGAAACCUUAACUCGACACUUGUUGACUAUGUUGAGAAGACCCCUGCUGGUUACAGCGAGUUCUGUGCAAUCUUCGACGCCGACAUGAUGCCUGAGCCGAACAUUCUUCGAAUGCUGGUCCCUCACGCGAUUAAGGAUCCAAAUCUCGCAAUGGUGACUGCGGCCCAGUUCCAUUACAAUGUCCCAAAUGAUGACCCUCUGAAUCAAGGCAAUACCACUGGCACUGGUGCUGAGGAUGGAAAUCGAGACCGAGUCAAUGCCGCAUGGUGCCCCGGAAGUGGUUUCAUUCUCCGCACUGCGGCGUGGUUCGAUAUCAAGGGAUUCCCAGAGUUCUCCAUCACGGAAGACCUUAUUACCAGCUGGUGCCUUCACGGAAAAGGUCACAAGAUCGCCCUCAUCCCUGGUGUGAUGCAAUGGGGCCUGCAACCGGAUUGUCUGAUCACUCACUUGAAGCAACGUCGCAGAUGGUGGACUGGUCAUAUCCGUGAUGCGUUGCGCUACAACUUCACGUUGAAUGCGCAGGCCUUGAGUGGUGCAAGCUUGAUUCAACGCUAUGCCAUGUUUCAUCAUGCCUGCCGUCCAUAUACGAUGACGAUCACCCAUACAAUCAACACCUUGUUGACCCUUGUCUGCUUGUGGUUGGGUGGCCCCGUCAUCGGCGGUUCUGAGGUUCGUGGCUUGAAGCAGAUUGUGUACUGUCUUGCCAUCUCUCGUGUCAUCGGCCUGAUCGGAGACUUCAACUCCAUCUUCUCAGGCAGCUACCUCAAGGUUCGCCGCAUGAUCGCAACCGGUGUCUGGAUGGGCCAUCAUUUCUCUCGGGACACUCUCCAGACUUUGUUGCCCCAACGCCUCGGUGGUCUCAGACUCAGCUUUGGUGUCAGCGGUGUCGAAGACAAGCCACAGAUUGGUGUCAAGGAACGCGAUGUUGCCACCCGCCCUGCUCUUCUGACCCGUGUCUGGAUGGUCCACCAACGCGAGGGUAUUCUCUGGCAUCUCGCUUUGUUCUUGGUGACGGUCUGCCUCGUCCUCUAUCGCGUCGUGGGUGUGUUCAAGGCGUCGACUGUCGAUGGUCAGGUCAUCUUCAACGAUGACGUCUGGAUCGAGCUGGUGAAGUCGGUCGGAUUCCCAGGAUUUGCACUCCUCGACAAUGUCCUGUACUAUCUCACGCCCAUCUUCUACAUGAUCGAUCCACCGACCAUGCCUGAGCGCCGCGAGACCAUGGAGUACGACGCCGACACAGGCCUCUGGAAGCCACGCGAGGAAUACAAGAAGGUGUCUUACACCAAAGCCAGUUAG
Molecule: messenger RNA, 2184 nt
Organism: Cladophialophora yegresii CBS 114405
Lineage: Eukaryota; Fungi; Ascomycota; Eurotiomycetes; Chaetothyriales; Herpotrichiellaceae
Exons: 4
Coding region: 1-2184 (727 amino acids)
Source: RefSeq, a predicted model, not a curated record